Messenger RNA from Colletotrichum karsti, 1548 nucleotides. RefSeq lists its product as uncharacterized. The record is from RefSeq and is a predicted model, not a curated record. The transcript has 2 exons. Gene Ontology annotation, molecular function: FAD binding; oxidoreductase activity. NCBI's taxonomy places the organism in Eukaryota, Fungi, Ascomycota, Sordariomycetes, Glomerellales, Glomerellaceae. The coding region runs from base 1 to 1548 and encodes 515 amino acids.
AUGAAGGGCUUCCUGCCCCUCAUCUCUGUUAUCGCUCUGUUACACGGCCUUGCCUGCGGAAGCGAUGCUCCCAACUACUUCGAAAGAUCCCCUACGACCCCUCGCCGGUUGGACGCCAACCGGGUCCGAAGAGAGCUGGGCAGCCGAGUGUCCAAAGCCACUACCAUCUUCGGACCUGAAGACUCCCGCUACGAAAUCGCGACGUCCAGGUACAGCACUUUCGCUCCGCCCAACGUCCAAGUCGUCGUUGUUCCUGGCAAAGAGUCCGACGUCUCAACUAUCGUCAAAUUUUGCAACCGGAACAGCAUAGAAUUCCUGACCGUAAACCGAGGCCACGGCUGGACCAAGACCCUCGGCACUUUCAAAGGCAUCCAGAUCGACCUGGAAAAUCUGCAGAAUGUCGACAUCCAACGCAGCGGCAGGUCGGCCUGGUUUGGCGGCGGUACUUACGCCGGGCCAGUUGCGAAAUACCUCUGGGAUCGAGGCUACGUCACCACCACCGGCUCCUGCGACUGCGUCGGCCUGAUGGGUCCCGGUCUUGGUGGCGGCCAUGGGCGCCUCGAAGGUCUCUACGGUCUGAUCAGCGACAACGUCGUCCAGUUCAACGUCGUCUUAGCCAACGGAGCCUCUAUACGCGUCAGCAAGUCCAGUCACAGUGAUCUGUUUUGGGCUCUGAGGGGCGCAGGCCACGGGUUCGGUAUCGUAACCAGUUUCGAGAUGAACAUCUUUCCUCGAGGCCCUGAGACUUGGCACUAUCACAAUUACUACUGGCGUGGAGACAAACUCGAAGCCGUCUUUGAUGCCCUCAACAAGCUGCACGGAAAUGGUACCACUCCGGUCGACAUGGCAGCCAAUUUCGGGGGCUUCUCCAUGAAUGCCAGCAUCACAGACAAAGAGCCAAUCAUCAUGUGGACCUUCGCCUACCGCGGAAGCGCGAAGGCGGCUGAACGAUACCUGGCGCCGUUCAAUGCCAUCGAGGCUGUUUCGGAGACUUUUGGCGAUGUUCCAUAUCCUUCCGUUGCGGCGGCCCAGCUGCAGGACGAGGAUUCAGUGAACUGCCGGCAUAACGUAAUCCGAGUCACGUCUGCGGUUGGUUUACAAGUAUACAAUCUGACCGCGGAACGGCAGAUAUUCGAAGCCUACAAGAAGCGCGUUCCCUUGCACCCCCAACUCGCGGCUGGAGCUUCCGUUUUCCACGAGGGAUACGCGACCGCAGGCAUGCAAGCGAAGAACCCAAUGGACUCGGCCUAUCCUUUCCGCGACGAUAAUCAUCUCAUGCUAUUUAGUACUGUUGUUCCUCCUGACAAUGCCACUGCACGGAAGGCCGCUUUGGAAUGGGCUGAUGAGGUUAGAGAUCAGUGGCGGGCUGGUCAGCCCGAUCGAUCCCUCAAUGUGUAUCUCAACUACGCCACUGGUUUUGAGACCCUUGAUCAGAUUUAUGGGCAUGAAGAUUGGCGUUUGAAAAGGCUUCGUCAACUGAAGAAGAAGUACGAUCCUUUCAACCGCUUCCACUUCUACAACCCCGUCAACGGCCGGAACAAGGGGUAG